Messenger RNA from Funneliformis mosseae, 379 nucleotides. Lineage: Eukaryota; Fungi; Glomeromycota; Glomeromycetes; Glomerales; Glomeraceae. The record is from the annotation of a GenBank genome assembly.
CCCUUAUGGUCCACAAUACAGUGGUUUUCCGCAAGGCCCGCAUCACAAUUAUCCUCCGGGUGAAAGCUUGAAUAUGCCACAAUUACCACCAUUUUUAACAGAACUUAAAAAUUUAAAUAAUAACAACGUUGAAGCUCAAACAUAUGAUAACACAAAUAAUAAUGAAGUUUUAGCGGAUUUUGAAAAUCAAAAGUAUCAGAUCGUAACUGGCCAAAUUGAGCAUCAUCAACCACAAUCGAGACCAGCAAUUGGAUUUGCUUCAGAAACACAACCAUCAUUACCAACCAAUCCAAGUCCAUUUUCGACUUCAAUACCGCUACCGCCGCCAUCAGAGUCAUCCGAGGGAGCCUUUAAACAGACCGCUAUUAGUAGUUCAGAC